Messenger RNA from Cololabis saira (Pacific saury), 1694 nucleotides. It is a transcript of the gene sult2st3, whose product is annotated as sulfotransferase family 2, cytosolic sulfotransferase 3. The record is from RefSeq and is a predicted model, not a curated record. Gene Ontology annotation, cellular component: cytoplasm. NCBI's taxonomy places the organism in Eukaryota, Metazoa, Chordata, Actinopteri, Beloniformes, Belonidae. Gene Ontology annotation, molecular function: sulfotransferase activity. The coding region runs from base 194 to 1057 and encodes 287 amino acids. Gene Ontology annotation, biological process: sulfation. The transcript is spliced from 6 exons.
CAUUAAUGUCGUACCAGACACAACAUGUACAAAAAGAACAACCAAAUCUUGUAACUUGGCGAUUCAUUUUUGGUUUUAACCCUUAAAUUAUAAAACUGUUCAAGGAAAGGGGACUUCAACAGGAGAAAGACUACCUCCGAAAGAAAGAGGUAGGAGUGACGAGUAGGGGACCAAACCUGUGGUCACAGUCUUCAUGUCGUCCCCCGAGUACCUUCAGUACCACGGCCUUCUCCUGCCAUCCGAAGCCCACAGCUGGGAGAGUUUGGAGUAUGCCCAACAUUUCUCUGUGGAGGACACCGAUGUGUUUGCUGUGACUUAUCCCAAGUCAGGUACAGCCUGGAUGCAGGAGAUACUUCCAUUAUUGCUGAAUGGAGGCGAUUUGACCCCAAUUCACACUGUGGUGAACUGGGAUCGGGUCCCUUGGCUGGAAGAGAAAAGACUGGCACAGAUUGUGGAUCAGUUGACAUCUCCGCGACCAAUGGUCACACACUUACCUUACAACUUGAUGCCACCAUCUUUCUACUCUUCCAAAGCCAAGGCGAUCUAUGUAAUGAGGAACCCAAAGGACACCUUGGUGUCUUCAUACUACUUCCACCAGAUGGCAGCUUUCCUCGAAGAUCCAGGAACUUUUGAUGAGUUCAUGGACAAAUUCCUGGAUGGCAAAGUGCUUUUUGGAAAAUGGACUGAUCAUGUGAAGAGCUGGAGACGUGCGGAGCUGGGAGACAGAAUAAUGUUCAUCACAUAUGAAGAAAUGGUUCAGGACCUGCCUGCAGCUCUCAGGCGUAUGUCAGACUUUCUGUGCCGUAACCUGAGUGACGAGGUCAUCGAGAAGAUAGCAGAGCAUUGCACUUUUAAGUCCAUGAAAGCCAACAAGAUGUCCAACUUCAGUUUGGUCCCUAAGGUCUACAUGGACAAUGAAAAGUCUCAAUUUCUGAGGAAAGGUACUGCUGGAGACUGGAAGAACCACUUCAGCUCAGAGCAAGUGGCCCGAUUCGCAUCAGUCAUCAACAAAGAGCUGGAGGGGGAGAGUUUCUCUCUGCCAUGGAGCCUGGAGUGAUCAACACAUGGAAGGAACAAGACUGAUGGAGAUCAAAUCCAGGGCUGAAAACCACGUCAUUUAAAUCAGUGCUAAUCUGAUUUUAUUCUAUAUAAUUUUGGAUGGUAAAUCAUUUCCUUUAUUUAACUUUUUGGCUUAUUUUUUAAUCGUUCAUAUCUGAGAUUAUUGCAGCUUUAUGCUACAGCAUCAGUAAAACAGGAUUAUGUGUGAAUUUCUGUUUAAUUACCUUGAGCAGCUUUUACCAUUUGUUAAUGAGUACGUCAAAAUUCAAACAUUCAUGGAUCUCUACACACACGAGGAAUGUUUGUUCAGAGUGAAAUGUUUCAUGUAUCUGCACUAUUUGCACAGAGAUGACUUUAACAGUUAGAAAUAAAUGCCAAAACACAUUUUUCUUAUUUCAUAUAUUUUAGUCUUUUGAACUUUUCAAUAGAAAAGUACAUCUUCACUAUGAAGCACUCAUAGAUGAUGAGAUGUACUUAAUGAGUAAUCUUCUAUUAACAUAUUUUGCACAUUUUAGCAGAGUAGUUUUAGUUGAGUAGUUGAAGUAACAAGUAUUUUAUUCACAUAACUAAUGACUGAAUGCUCAUUUGCAUCUAGAAAAUAAACUUCACUGAUAAAAUAAAUGCAACAUAACCUU